AUGUCCACCACCGCCACAGAAGCUUGGGAAUACCCUGAACACAAACAAUUCGAACGUGUCCCUACAUUGGACCAAGUCGAUCCCUCUGACAGCAAAGCCAUCUAUGCUGCACGUAACCAAAAGAUUCGUGAUGACUGGGUCAAGGUUAUGGAAGCUCGUUUGAUCAAGGAAAAGUUGGACGAAUGUUACAGAACUGAAGGUGUCAACCAUUGUAAGUUUUGA
Mucor mucedo is the source of this 222-nucleotide messenger RNA. RefSeq lists its product as uncharacterized. The coding region runs from base 1 to 222 and encodes 73 amino acids. The record is from RefSeq and is a predicted model, not a curated record. NCBI's taxonomy places the organism in Eukaryota, Fungi, Mucoromycota, Mucoromycetes, Mucorales, Mucoraceae. The transcript is spliced from 3 exons.